This is a messenger RNA of Nyctereutes procyonoides (raccoon dog), 366 nucleotides long. Its product is annotated as histone H2B type 2-K1-like. NCBI's taxonomy places the organism in Eukaryota, Metazoa, Chordata, Mammalia, Carnivora, Canidae. The transcript has a single exon. Gene Ontology annotation, cellular component: nucleosome. The record is from RefSeq and is a predicted model, not a curated record. Bases 1 to 366 code for a protein of 121 amino acids. Gene Ontology annotation, molecular function: structural constituent of chromatin; protein heterodimerization activity; DNA binding.
AUGGGCGCUGAGCAUGGGCAGCAGCCGCGGUCCGGGGGCCGCAGGGGCCCAGGUUCUGGCAAUAAGAAGUCCAAAAAGCAUAGCCAGUGCAAGGAAACCUACUUGACGUAUACGUACAAGGUGCUAAAGCAGGUGCGCCCUGAAAUUGGCAUCUCUUCCAAGGCCACGAGCAUCAUGAACUCAUUUGUGAACAAUGUGUUUGCACGGCUGGCGGGCAAGGCUGCCCGGGGCCCAGCACUGGGGCCGGAGCACCCUGAUGACCCGGGAGGUCAGGGCGGCGCCACGUCUGCUGCUGCCUGGAGAGCUGGCCAGGCACGCGUACCUGGGGGCACCGAGGCCGUCCCCAGGUACACCAGCUCCAAGUGA